Messenger RNA from Anopheles maculipalpis, 1526 nucleotides. RefSeq names its product trichohyalin. Gene Ontology annotation, cellular component: keratin filament. Gene Ontology annotation, biological process: apoptotic process. The transcript has 2 exons. The record is from RefSeq and is a predicted model, not a curated record. The coding region runs from base 12 to 1526 and encodes 504 amino acids. Lineage: Eukaryota; Metazoa; Arthropoda; Insecta; Diptera; Culicidae.
CCGUCGACAGAAUGCGUAGUGCCAAGUUACAAGCAGCGUUGGUGAAACGUCGCGAAGCUGAACAAAUCAAGUACCAAAAAUCGGCCGCCGUCGAGCGAUACUACGACCAGUGGGGGCGCAUAACAAGUCGCUACGAAUCAUGGACCACCCCACAAUACUACCGGGAAGCGGAACAGGCGCUCAGGAAGCGUGAGGACGAGAAGAAAAAGCAAGAAGCACUAGAAUCCAAGCGAAACCGUCUAAAGGAGCUGUUGAAGAAGGAAAAUGAGCAAUUGCAAAAGGAGAUGGAAAAUGUAUCCCGACCGAAACCGAAAGCAGUUUCAACGGAAAUCUUGGAAGGCAUACGAUCGCGAUUACACAAUGCCGAGGAAGCAAAAAAGCGCAUCGAUCUAGAGGCAAAUCUGUACAGCAAAUGGCGCCUUGGCUUUGAUAAAGACGCAGUCAUAAUGGACUCCAAAACAAGCCACCAAGCGAUGGCUAAGCUUAACUGGAUCGAUCGACAGGUAGAAUUGCAGCUACAGGACGAAAAAGAUCGCCGCGAGCAGCAGGAACGUGAGCUGAAGCUGUCCGAAGAGGUUCGUCGGAGGGAAGAAAUUCUGCUGGAAAAGAAUCGGAUGCGGGAGCAAGAAAUGAAGGAACUGCGCAGCAUGCAGGAAGUACACAUGGUCGAGCUAAAAUCCCGCGAACAAGAAGCGAAUGAGCUGAAGAUGUACGAGGUGCGGUUGAAGACGAAAAAGGACGAGAUGGCUACGGAGCUAGAGCAGCUGCGCGUGUACAACGAUCUUCGACGCGAUCGUGUAGUGGCAAUGCAUAACUUGAGGCGCAUAAAGAUGCUGCUGCGUGAACGGUCGGAAGCGGUGCGUAACGAUUUGCAGCACGACAUACAGUUGCUGAAACGGAUAAGCCUCGACAAUCCUACCGCUUCUGACAGUGCCGAAGGGAUCGAGUAUCUGCGCCGCAAGUUCCAGCUCCAGUACGACCUGGAGGUGGAGCAACAAACGACGAUCGAGAACAUGUACGAAUCUGAGGCAAAGCACAACCUGGCGAAAUGUGAAGAAAAAUGGAACAGUGAAGCGAUCAUACGGGAGCAACAGUUGCGCUGCUUGCUCGAGGAUCGGCUAAUGGACUUUGAAACGAAGCUGGUCGAAUGUACGCAACGACAGCGGGAACUGAUCGAGGUGCGCGAGCAGCACAUAAAAGCGAUCGAAGGUGCCAACCAAAGGCUGAAGGAGUUGAUGUCGGAUAAAUCACGCGAUGAGUUCGUUACCUCGUCGAACAACAGUCAGUUGCGUGAUUUGGUUCAGCGUAGAGAUGGAGGAGGAGGUGCAAGCGAGAAACGGCCAUCAACGCAGAGCUCACAGCGGAGCAGCACUUUCAGCAGCAUUUUCCCAUUUGACGAUCACUGUGACGGAUUGAAGUUGAAGGAAAAUCGAUCCUUCGCCGGAAGACGCAAUGAAACGCCGCCGGACGGUUCUGAAGGGUUGAGUGCACCACGGUUUGGGAAGAAAAAAGUCGCCUGGUGCUAG